This is a messenger RNA of Manis javanica (Malayan pangolin), 1864 nucleotides long. The record is from RefSeq and is a predicted model, not a curated record. NCBI's taxonomy places the organism in Eukaryota, Metazoa, Chordata, Mammalia, Pholidota, Manidae.
GUGUCUCCUCGGCUGCUGCAGCCGCCGCUGCCGCAGGCGUGGAGCACACGGUCUGGGGCGGCGGCCUCACGCUCACUCCCCCGCAGCAGGGACGUCAGGCCUCUCUUAGACUCAAUCAACGCUCUGGAAGAGGCAUCCCAGUGCCUCACCUAUAUCCAGCCCAGCCUCACCUAUAUCCAGCCCAGCCUCGUCCGGCUCACAGACACCAGAGAGUCCAGAAAAGAAAAUGAGAGAAGAGGACGGUCCUCAGGGAUCUGACUCUUCUGCUCCGCCAGUAAACAAGGAAUCCCAGGGAGAACAGGAUACAACCACAUGUAGGGAGCAGAACUGGGAUUCUCCACCUACACCCAGCAGCUCCCAGACACGCAGAUGCGAGUUUCCCCUGGUGCCCUCCAGGCGAGGGAUCCCACUGAUCUUGCCUCCAGCUCCCUGGAUCAGCCGCUUGAUCGCGGUCGAAGAGUAUUACCAGGAGAAGCAAGCUCAGCCACAGUGGCUGAAGAGGAUCUUCGAGGAUAAGACUGCCACCACCUCGGAGUUUGAAGCUACGACCCAGACCACCAGCAGCGGUGGCAGCACAACCUCAUCCCAUGUCACAUCUGGGGUGUCAGCAGGCCCUGCUGUCAGCGGGGACUUUGGGAUGAGCGUGUCAGACCCCCACAGCAGCUCCACCACUGGGGUAUUCAACUUUGUGGCAGGAUGGAGUGGGAGAACUGGUGGCACGGCCCCUUUCUGGGGAUGCCUGAGUCAGAACUCCCUUGGUGCAGCUGGCCAGAGCACACUGUUUGCCAUCUACGUGGCCAGGACACCUCAGGACACAUCUGUGCUUGCAGCCAUCAAGUCCGGCUUUGGAGCAGUGACCCAGAACACCAGCUGUGGGACCCGUGGUACAUCAGGGUUUGGCAGCACCAUCCCAGCGCCCUUGACAUCCAGGGUGUCAGCAGGCCCCACUGGCAGUGGAGGCUUUGGGACGAGCGUGGCUGCCCCCCACAGCAGCUCCACCACUGGGGCACUUGGCACUGCCUCAGGACGGAGUGGGAGAACUGGACUCAAGAACCCUUUCUGGGGUGCCUUGGAUCCAAGCUCCCUGGGUGCGGCUGGCGAGAGCACACCAUCUGCCGUCCAUGUCGCCAGCACGCCUCAGAACACGCCCGGGUUUUCAGCCAUCAAGUCCGGCUUUGGAGCAGUGACCCAGAACACCAGCUGUGGGACCCGUGGUACAUCAGGGUUUGGCAGCACCAUCCCAGCGCCCUUGACAUCCAGGGUGUCAGCAGGCCCCACUGGCAGUGGAGGCUUUGGGACGAGCGUGGCUGCCCCCCACAGCAGCUCCACCACUGGGGCACUUGGCACUGCCUCAGGACGGAGUGGGAGAACUGGACUCAAGAACCCUUUCUGGGGUGCCUUGGAUCCAAGCUCCCUGGGUGCGGCUGGCGAGAGCACACCAUCUGCCGUCCAUGUCGCCAGCACGCCUCAGAACACGCCCGGGUUUUCAGCCAUCACCUCUGGCUUUGGUGCUGUGACCCAGCCCACCAGCUGUGGGACCAGGACGUCCGGGUUCGGCAGCACCGUCUCAGCGCCCUUCACAUCUAUGAUGUCAGCAGGCCCCACUGGCAGUGGGGUCUUUGGAACACGCGUGCCUGUCCCCUACAUCAGCCCCACCACUGGGGCAUUUGGCUGUGGGUCAGGACAGAGUGGGAGAACUGGUCUCAAGAACCCUUUUUGGGGAGCCUUAAAACCGAGCUCCCUGGGUACAGGUGGCCAGAGCACACCAUCUACUUUCCAUGUGGCCACCGCACCUCAGAGCACUCCUGGGUUUGCAGGUGAGAUUUGGAAUGGGCUCGGUCUGCAGUGCCAGGUGCUGUCUUAA